Molecule: messenger RNA, 972 nt
Organism: Acanthosepion pharaonis
Lineage: Eukaryota; Metazoa; Mollusca; Cephalopoda; Sepiida; Sepiidae
Source: the annotation of a GenBank genome assembly
AUGUUUCUUCUUCUCCAGUAUUUUUUUUUUACUUUUUCUUCUUUACUUUUUGAUCUUCUUCACUCCCAUAUUUUUUACUAUCUUUUUUUCUUUACUACCUUCUUUUUCUCCAGCUUUUUGUUAAUUUUCAGUUUAUUUCUUCCCUUAUAUCUGUUCCUUAUUAUUUACAAUAUUUUUCCUCUUCCGCCUCCUUUUUCGCUACUAUAUUUUUCACUGUUUUUCUUCUUUUUCUUCAAACGAUCUUCAUUUACUCCAGCUUUUUCUUCUUCUACCCUUCUUUUCUUCUUCUUCUUCUUCUUCUUCUUCUUCUUCUUCUUCUUCUUCUUCUUCUUCUUCUUCACAACAACAACAACAACAACAACAAAAACAAUAAAUACAAUUCACUUUUUUUCCAGCUUUUUCUUUCCUAAUAUCCUCUUCUACUUCUUCACUACCACCUUUUUCCUAUCUUUCUUUUCUAACUUCCUCUUCACUACCAUAUUUUCUCCAACUUCACUAUUUUCUUCUUCACAACAACAACAACUAAUAAUAAUAAUAAUAAUGCCAAACAGCAUCAACAACAGCAACGUUAUCUUUCUCCUCUUUUUUUCUAUCUUUCUUUUCUGCUUCUUUUUCACUCUUCACUUCCUCCUCGUUUUCUUCCGCCUUUUCUCGCUUUCUCCUUCUCCAUUUCUCCUUCCUUUUUUCUAUUUCUCUUUUCUUCUUUCUCUCCCUCUCCAUCAACUUCACUUUUCUCUUUCAUCUCCGUCACGCUCUCUCCUCUUUGUUUUUGUCUCUUUCUCCUCUUUCUCUUGUUCUUUUAUAUCACUCUCUUACGAUUUCUCUUCUUUUCCUUCUUUCUUUAUCUUCUUUUUCUCUCCCCCUCUUUCUCCGCCCUUCCUUUCUUUUCCUCCCCCCCUUUUCACCCAUUCUCGUUCCCUGUCUUUUUCAUCCCAUUUAGUCUUUAUCUUUCGACAUUUUCCGUUUUGUUAA